GCGGCUGUGCGCCAGCUAGCCAGCUUACGGACGAGUUGGAGCGAGUUGGGGCUGUCGCGUCGCACAUGUCGACACGGGUGGAGAACCCCUUUGACAGCGACCGUGGGCGCCACGCAGCCACUCCCCGAUCACAGAGCACCCCGAGUGUCGUCUCGUUGCUGCAGCCGAUGCAGGUGGAGACGCUUGAACCGCCAAAUGAUAGUAUCUAUGAGUGGGAAAUCCCGGCAAGUCCCGGCGAAAGCAGCCAGGCAGUGUGCAUGCAAGAUGCACAAAAUGGAGCAACCGCAGCUGAGGUCGAGCUGUCGGCAGAAGGGGGACCAGCUGCCUUGCAACCUGCUGUCCUGCAACUGGCUUCCCCAUUACAGGCUGCCCCGUUGCAGACUACCCCUCAACACCCCGCUCCGGCACAACGCAGAAUGCACACAAAGAAAGAAGCUGUUGAGGAAGAGCUCAGCGCCCGCCUUAGCGGUGUUGAAGAGGACAAUAAGCGAAAGAGGAAGGAGCACCUUCUCAAAAUGAAGCUUAUGAGAACUCAGCAUGCGCUUCACAUGAAGCAUGCAAUAGAAAUGCACGAACUUGAUUGUGCAAGUAAGAAGGCUAAACUUGAGCUUCUCACGUUGAAAAUAGCUGCCGUGAGAAAAGCCAGUAAGUAAAAUGGUACAAUUUCUUUAUUUUCAAUAUGCAUGCCCUGUUUUGCUCUACCACAUUUUAGGAAAAAUAUUGCUGAAUAAUGCGUGCUCGUGUUCUGAAGCCGCUCGCCGAGUCAACGGGCUGUGGUCCUUGAGCUUGUGAAGCUGGGGAAGGCUGCUGAACAUUGCAUGUGUCUGGAGGC
Dermacentor silvarum is the source of this 832-nucleotide messenger RNA. RefSeq lists its product as uncharacterized. The record is from RefSeq and is a predicted model, not a curated record. The transcript is spliced from 2 exons. Lineage: Eukaryota; Metazoa; Arthropoda; Arachnida; Ixodida; Ixodidae. The coding region runs from base 66 to 653 and encodes 195 amino acids.